AUGGUUGGUAUCAGCCAAGUAACCAUGAGCCGUGGUGCGCUUGCACUCGCGACUCUGUCAAUGGUCGCUGCACAAGCUCAAUUCCAACAGCCCAACAUGCGCGCUCUCCAAAACAGCUCUCCCCUCUUAGCCAGAGAGCUCCUGGUACCCGGAAUAGAUACAAAAUCACCGAACUCACUUACCAACUCGACGCACACGCUCCAUCAUCGCGGUGUCUCUAGUUCAGCACACGGUUCCGACACCAAGUCUGGAAUCACUAAAGGCCAUCGCCAAGGAUCGCUUGACGAAAAUGGCGAGAACCCCGUUGACAAGAUGGGCUACGACACUCAAGCAAAGAAAGAAUACUGGGAAGGAAAAUACAAACGUUUCAAUUCCAAAAAGCCCUCGACCUCUUCUUCCAAGGGCCCCGCAAAUGACGUCCCUCCUCAGGGAACAGUCAGUGAUCUAAGGGACAAAUGGGAGAAUGAUAUCCCUGGCAACGUGAAUUCCGCCGCGGACUCACGAAGAGGUUCAAACCCUAUGGACAACCAUGGAGAUAUCAGAGAUAUGUGGGAGAAUAAUAUUCCUAGCAGUCAGAGACCUGGCUCCAAACCAGACACGCCUCCAGCUCCGGAGGCUCCUGGUGAAAACAAGCUCGACGACGCAUCUACCAACUCCGAAGGAGACCUUAAUGAUUUAACGGGAGAGCAACGGGCCAAGGUCUCGGACCUCAAGAAGAAGUUUGAGAAUAUGGGAUCAUCGUCAAAUCCUGCACCUGCACCUGCCAGGCCAGAUCCUCAGGCGCAGCCACCAAGCAGCCCUGAUCAGCCCGCCGAUCCAAUGAGACCAGCGGAUUUACCGAAACCGGGCACUGUGCAAGAUCUUAAGAACAAAUGUGAGAAUUCCGGUGUUGACGACGCUAUUCCUCCAAAGGCGCCCUCAACUCCAGAGCCAAACCCAGCUCCGAAUCCAAAGGCGGUGUCAGAUCCAAGCCCACCUUCAGAUCCUGUCUCGCCACCAACAGCACAGGAACCGUCCAUAGUCGAUCAGUUGAGAGAAUUCUCAUCUUUUGAUGCCAAUGGAAAGUCCAUCAGCCCGCUAGUCUCGCCAAAAAGUGGCAGUCCUCCGCCGAAGCGGCCUCUCCAUGAAAAGAUCAAUAAAUGGGAGAAAGCAAGCAACAAAGAUGCCAAGAAACGUCCAGAAGCAAAGUACGAGCUCGAAGACCCAGCACUUCACCCAAAGCCACCUCGCCCAGAAAUCCCCAAAGAUGCUGGCGUCGAUGUCGAUGCCGCAGUCCAACGAGGAAUGGAUGCUGCUCGGUCAAGAAAUCCAGAGAUCAAGCGCAUUGACAAGUCCAUCAAUGAUCUGGUGAAGAGCAUGGAGCAUAACGCGGCAUACAGAGGGCUUGGAGACCAGCAGAUUGCUAAGAUCAAGAAUAUGCAGGCAAGACGUGAUGCUGAGGAGAAGGAGAUGUUGAAGCAGAAAGCGGACCUCGCAAACAAGAGAAAGCAUCUCGAAGAUGAGCGCACCAGACUUGGAACUGACAAGUCUGAACACCAGGAAGAUCUGGCACAAGAAGCUUUGGAGGAGUUCUUGGAUCUCUUCAAACAGUACAACGCUGGGAUCGAUAGCAUGUAUCAGACCAUAGAUGAUAUCAAGAGGCUCGUUGAUGAAACCGCGGAAAUGGCGAAAAUUAGCGAAGCGAACGCUGCUGCCGCAAAGGAGCUCGAAAAGUCCAUCAUGGAUGAUAGAGCCCGACGAGCUGCUGAGCGAGCAGCACACAAUGCUAGAUUGGGCAGGCCAAACAAGGUCAAGCCUAUUGAUAUCCCUCCCAUCAUUCAAAGUUUCAAUGUCGACGGUGGCAAGAUUUCGAAUGUGAAGACGAAUGUACCUCCACCUAAUGUGCCUCUUCCAGAGCCUCUCCCAGGCAGUCUGAUCAAAGUGGAUGAUCCGAUGAGACUUGCUUUGGACGACAUCCGGGUCAAGGGGAAGUUGACUCAAGAGACCGCUGAUAAGUUAGUCGAGGCAGGAUGGGGCAUUACUCCACAAGCUGAGCAGGUUCUGAAGAAUUAUAACAUUCCUGUCGAUAAUAUGGCUAGAGCCAAAGGAGCGAUCGCCGGAUUUGCAUCGACGGCACAUCUUGCCCCUGUAGGCGUUCUGGCUUCCGCCCCAGAAGCUUUGGAACUUGCUGCACUCGCCGGAUCUCCAGAAAUUCUCGCAGCAGUCGGUGUCGGUAUGGCUGCUCCUGAGAUUGCCAAGGUUGUAACUACGGCACUUCCAGUUGUCGGAACUGCGACGGAACAAGCACUUCAGCAAGGAGUUGUUGCUGCUCAGGUUGCUGGCGUUGCUGGCAAGGAAACAUUCUCUCUGCUCACAUCGGGAACGACUGCGGUUGCCAAGAGCUCAUAUGCAAUACUGGCCGCAGGAACCGGAGCUCUAGGAGCAGGAUUGGGAUUGAUCGGUGGAUUUAUUGGAGGCUUGUUUGCGAGAAAGCAUAGCAAGGAUGAUGUCAAGCAUGCUGUCCAUAGCGUUAUCACGACCCAGAUGCAUACUGCAGUCCCAACCAAGACUGUGAUGGAGCAUAUCACAGAAACACUGGAGGGAAAGACUGUCACUGUCGAGAAGACGAAAACUCCGGAGCUAACGACCAAGAGCUUAAAGUCGAACUCCGAGAAGUCUGCGAAGCCGAGCCACAUCAAGACGAGUGCGUCCAACGCAGACACAACUUCGUCCCAUUCGCCCAAAUCCUCAGAGAUCAUGAGAUCUGGUUCAGGACAUUCAAGUAUGGCAGUACCAACCACAAAGGAGCAUGGAAGAGGUCCAAUCAUCGUCCCUCCAGUCAUUGUGCCAAUCAAGGGCGGCCAUAAGACGAAGACUUUAUCUUACUCGAAUUCCACAACAUCCCACUCGGCAAGUAAGAUAUCUGUGUCGAGUUCCACAAAACCUGUGCAGUUGACGAUUUUCAACGUUCCAACUAUGUCUCCGACAUUGAACCAUCCCGUGAGCAGCCAUCGCCCUGUCAUUGCUCCGUAUCCGAGACUUAAUGGUACACAUUCGCCCGGUGGAGGACAUCAUGUCACUACUCCAGUCGCUUUGCUCCCCAGCAAAGUAAAUGUCACCAGACCGAGUAGGACAAUGAGCACUUCCGUCGCUUCUUUUGCAGCUCCUCAUCAUCUUACCAAUGUUACGAAGCCUUUUAGAAACUUGAGAAAUGACACAAGUCCAAUCGUGCUUACUCCAUAUCCUAUGCCGAAUGUUACGAAGUCGGCUGAGAACAUGACAAAUGGAACGUCCAGAGCAUUGGUGUCCAGUCCAACUCAGAUUCCACCAUACCCUACGAUAAAUGUCACAAAUGUGACUGGGAACUUGUCAACAUCAGUGGCUCCAUUGGGUACGUCCGAAUCGAGGAGCAGGACCUCGGUUUUCCCUCCUUUCUCGACGACAAAUGUCACAAGCACAGCUGGGAGCUUGUCAACAUCUGGUGCCUCAUCAAAUUCGCCCGAAUCUUGGAGCAAGACAUCGAUGCCACCUCCACAUCCUGUGGCAAAUGUCACCAUCCGUGCUGGGAACAUGACAACAGCAUCCCCAACGCUCGUCCUGACUCCAGCCCAGGUAGCUGAGAUAACGUCCGGUGCAUUAAAUUGGCAAAAUAUUUCUUCGUCUUCAAUGCCACCAAGCCAUAACGUGACAUUGCCACUACUCACUCUUCCGAGCCCAACGAAGACACGGCCAUGGUCCAACAGCACUCUGGCGAUGUUUCCAACCACUUUCGAGACAUCAGUAAAGUCAACGAGUAGCAAUGUUCCGAAGCGGGCAAACUCAACCAUCAGUGACUUCUCAUUGCUACCAACGAGUCUAGCAAGUGCACCAGUGUUAGAGCUGGCCCACGAAACCGCCGUACCAGAGGUGACAGAGGAGGAGAAGGAGAUCCCGGAGAUGAGUCGGGGAUUCAACUUGACGUCGAGUGCCAAUUCGACGAUGGGUCGUAGUCUUCCAUUCAGUCGCAGAUCUUGA
Messenger RNA from Cadophora gregata, 3993 nucleotides. RefSeq lists its product as uncharacterized. The transcript has a single exon. The coding region runs from base 1 to 3993 and encodes 1330 amino acids. NCBI's taxonomy places the organism in Eukaryota, Fungi, Ascomycota, Leotiomycetes, Helotiales, Ploettnerulaceae. The record is from RefSeq and is a predicted model, not a curated record.